Messenger RNA from Ceraceosorus guamensis, 2091 nucleotides. RefSeq names its product Trimethyllysine dioxygenase. Bases 221 to 1891 code for a protein of 556 amino acids. Gene Ontology annotation, molecular function: iron ion binding; trimethyllysine dioxygenase activity. The record is from RefSeq and is a predicted model, not a curated record. The transcript is spliced from 4 exons. Gene Ontology annotation, biological process: carnitine biosynthetic process. Lineage: Eukaryota; Fungi; Basidiomycota; Exobasidiomycetes; Ceraceosorales; Ceraceosoraceae. Gene Ontology annotation, cellular component: mitochondrion.
CGACUCACGACUCGCGCGACCUGCUGAGCCUGAAGUUGGUUGCUCCCGCAUCCACGACGUAGCCCGCGCCCGCCUCUCCUCGUCUUCCUUUCGUCCGUCUCCUCACUCACAAGUUCCGUCUCGACUUCACAUCCUCACGCUCACGGACUGUACGCAUACAAUGAAGAUUGCUUUUGCGAGAUGCCACUCAUCGGUGUUGCCGGUACUCGUCAGGCCGGGCAUGCCUGUCUUGACCCGAGCACCCUCUAGACCUUGUCCGAUCAGUCUUCAGCCAUUCUCUUCCUCAUCCGUCUUUCGGAAGGCAUCUUCGUGGGGCAAUGAUUCUGGCGCGCUCAAGCCUAGCCCUGUUCGACGAGAGCCCGACAACGCCACAAGUGCCCAGUCCAACACCUCGCCCAGUUCCGCACCCUUUCUCUCGUCUACUCUUUCCGCAUCUCCCGCUCCUUCUGCGUCCAGCUCUCUUCAAAUCCCUUCAGUGUCCUUUGCUUCCAAUCAAACAAGCGUCACAUGGUCUUCCGGCGUCACUUCUCGUUUCCAUCAUCUGUGGCUACGGGACCACUGCAGGUGUGCAACGUGCUACCAUCCCAAGACCAAGCAGAGGUUGUUGGACACCUUUGCCAUUCCUCAAGACGUGACGCCAUCAUUCGUCGAAAGCACCAUGGAAGGCUUGCUGGUCACUUGGCCCGGUCUGGGUGGCCCUGUCUCGAGUGGGGCGCCGUCACAGGGAGCCGACACGACUCACGAGCAUGGUGCUUCAGAUGGGAGUGUGCCCAGCACCACGACCGAGACGGCAUCCACGGGAAUCGAGCAUCAAUCUCUUUACCCUUGGUCCUGGCUUCGUGCCAACUCCUACGCUCCGGUGCUAAGCUCCAACAUGUCCUCUUUGGAUGGGGCUGGGGAUCUGCAGUCCGACGACCUUGGCAUGGAGAGGCGAGGCAAGGUGUUGUGGGGAAGGGGAAUAGCAUCUAAUCCACCCACUGUUCAGCAUCAAGAGCUGGCUAGCGAGAGAGGUGUAGCAAAGUGGCUUAGCAAGCUGGAUGCAUACGGCUUCUGCUUCAUCGCCGGCGUGCCAGUGACCCCCGAAGCUACUCAAGAGCUGAUCGAAAAGAUUGCAUUCAUCCGCCCGACGCACUAUGGCGGUUUUUGGGACUUCACCUCUAAUUUGGCCCACGGAGACACCGCAUACACCUCCAUCGCGUUGGGGGCGCACACCGAUACGACCUACUUUACGGACCCGUGCGGUCUGCAGCUCUUCCACCUACUGGAGCACUCAGCAAGCGAGGAUGGCACUCCAGCAAAAGGGGGAGAAAGUCUGUUGGUGGAUGGCUUUCUGGCUGCCAAGGUGCUCAGGGAUGUUCACCCCGAAGCUUACAGGAUCUUGAGCGAGACGAGAAUAUCUACCCACUCGGCUGGCGAUGAGGACACUUUCAUUCGACCUAUGCACCCUAGAGGCUAUCCUAUCUUGGAACAUGACGACCGGACGGGCGAGCUGCUAUUGGUGCGACAGAAUAACGAUGAUCGAUCGACACUCAAAUUGAGGGAAGAAGAGGUCAUGCCCUUCUAUGACGCUCUGCGAAAAUGGAACGAAAUUCUCACCUCGACGGACGGCGAGUACUGGCAACAGCUGGUACCUGGCACGGCGCUUUCACUCCUGAUUUGCUGGAUAUCAGCCAUAGCCAACCAGCGCGUGCUGCAUGGCCGAUCAGCUUUCACAGGCAAGCGAAGAAUGUGCGGAGCUUACUUGGCGCAGGACGAUGUGAGAAGCAGGACGGAUGUGCUGCUGAGGAGAUAUCCGGAUGUGGUCCACGACGGACCACGCGUGCCAUUCGCGCCGUCUGGAGGCGCGCAGGGGGGGAGAUUUGCAAGGGGCGUUUGGGAUGAUGGAUUGUAGGUCGCUGUCAGACGAACAGAAAUUCAAGCGGCUACCCUUCGUUCUUGCACCGACUGCGCUAGAGCUGAGCAAGUGGACUUCACCAAGCCUAAGUUCUGAGGUCAUGGUGGUAAGUACUUGACCCUGUCCAAGAAAAUUUUGCUGACGGAGAUCGCUUCGUGAAACGGAUAGCGUGCACCAUGCAAUAUAUGGACAAAGAC